AUGGUACAUAUUUUAUACGAACAUCCCGUUGGAUAUUUGCUGAUGCAAGCAAAAGGCCUGGACGCAGUCACCCUUAAGGAUAUUCUCAAGAGAGCAAAGUCGCUUGGAGACUUCAAGAAAGCAUUC
This is a messenger RNA of Nematocida minor, 126 nucleotides long. RefSeq lists its product as uncharacterized. The record is from RefSeq and is a predicted model, not a curated record. The annotation marks the transcript as partial. The transcript has a single exon. NCBI's taxonomy places the organism in Eukaryota, Fungi, Microsporidia.